AUCGAUUCUCAACCAUCAAAUACGCAAACUAUCAAACCGAAGAACCAAUCAUCAAUCUCAAACCAUGCCAGCUUCUUCAAGACCUUAUGAUCCAAACCUCAAGACUGCAUAUAAAUCAGAUCCAUCUUUACUUUCGGUCAACUUCAAUCAAGAUUAUACUUGUAUAAGUGUAGGAACUAGAUCUGGUUAUGCUAUACAUAAUUGUGAUCCGUUUGGAAGAGUUUAUGCAAAGGGUGAUUCUGCUAUUGGAAUUGUAGAAAUGUUAUUUUGUACUUCAUUAGUAGCAUUAGUAGGUACAGGUGAUCGACCUUCACCAAGUACUAGGAAAUUACAAAUUGUCAAUACCAAGAGACAAUCAACAAUUUGUGAACUUACUUUUCCUACAUCUGUUUUAGCUGUUAAACUUAAUCGAAGAAGACUGGUGGUAGUCUUAGAAGAACAGAUUUAUCUUUAUGAUAUAAGUAAUAUGAAAUUACUUCAAACACUUGAAACUAGUUCGAAUCCUAGUGGUAUAUGCGCUCUUGCACCAUCUUCAGAAAACUGUUAUCUUGCCUUUCCUUCUCCUCUUUCAUCACCUUCUGCUCCAUUCUCUAAUGCGCCACCUACGCCGACCUCUUCAUCUUCAGUCAGUACAGGAGAUGUUUAUCUAUACGAUGCAAUGUCAUCAUCAGUCACCAAUGUGAUUCAAGCUCAUAAAGCACCCUUAGCUUUGAUCUCAUUCAAUUCGACGGGUACUUUGAUGGCCACAGCAUCCGAUAAGGGAACUGUUAUCCGAGUCUUUUCAGUCCCGAAUGGUGAAAAAGUCUUUCAAUUCCGACGUGGUUCAUACUCAGCUCGAAUCUUUUCAAUCUCUUUCAAUGCAGUCUCAAGUUUAUUAGCCGUUAGCUCAGAUACAGAUACAGUUCAUAUCUUUAAACUUGUUACAAGAGGUUACAAAGCGGGUGGUAGUAGUUCUGCACCAACACGUAAACCUGAUGGAAAAGGUCUUGGUAGUUUGAGAAAGAAGUCUUUUAACCUUGGUCGAAGUUUGGCAGGAGCAGCAGGAGGAUAUCUUCCUAAUACACUUACUGAACUUUGGGAUCCACAAAGAGAUUUUGCAUUUCUAAAACUUCCAUCAAGUGGUAUUAGAACAGUAGUAGCUUUAAGCAGUACGGCACCUCAAGUCAUGGUAGUUUCAUCAGAAGGAGUUUUGUAUUGUUAUCAUAUCGAUUUGGAAAAUGGUGGAGAAGGCAUCUUACAAAAAAAUCAUAAUUUAUUAGAAGGAUUAGAUUCUUAUGAUUCUAGUGAAACAUCUAAUCAUCAUACAAAUCAACAGAGAGGAAAUGAAGAUGGGAAUGAAUUUACACAGGAUUGAACACAUGAAUUGAUCUAGGUGUUUUUUUCGUCAUAUGAUUGAAGUUUUUGCUUUUUUUAAUUUUUUUUGAUGGGUUUAUUAUAUGGGAUCUUAUUUGAUCUAUUCUUUUUUUCUUUACUGUUUUUCUUAUUUAAGAUUUUUUUUUCAGAUGGAGAUAAAAACUUUCUGUUCUUUUUAAAAUUGAGUUAUUUCUUAUUUUUUUUGGUGCUAGAUCUAAAGAUACUUGUAAAUAUGUUUUCUUUUCUUUUCUUUUCAUUCAUUUUCUUAUCAGGUUGAUUCAUCAGAUUGAUUGAUUGAUAAAUAUAUAGUACUGUCACUGAAUUUGGGAAUGUCAUUGGUUUCGAAUUUCAAUUCUGGAUAGAAUUUGGAAAUG
Melampsora larici-populina 98AG31 is the source of this 1727-nucleotide messenger RNA. RefSeq lists its product as uncharacterized. The record is from RefSeq and is a predicted model, not a curated record. Gene Ontology annotation, cellular component: phagophore assembly site membrane; fungal-type vacuole membrane; extrinsic component of membrane. Bases 65 to 1354 code for a protein of 429 amino acids. Gene Ontology annotation, biological process: protein lipidation; autophagy of mitochondrion; nucleophagy. The transcript is spliced from 7 exons. Lineage: Eukaryota; Fungi; Basidiomycota; Pucciniomycetes; Pucciniales; Melampsoraceae. Gene Ontology annotation, molecular function: phosphatidylinositol-3,5-bisphosphate binding; phosphatidylinositol-3-phosphate binding; protein binding.